AUGACUGUUGACAAUUUCAACUGGUUUUUGCAUGCAAUGUUGUUUUAUCAUACCCAACAUGUUCUUGAGAAGAUAAAAAAGAGGGAAGAAAAGAUGACACAAGGGGAUAAUGGUGAUGGUGAUGAUAGUGAUGAUAAUGAUGGUAGUGAUGAUAAUGUAUGA
This is a messenger RNA of Laccaria bicolor S238N-H82, 162 nucleotides long. RefSeq lists its product as uncharacterized. The record is from RefSeq and is a predicted model, not a curated record. The coding region runs from base 1 to 162 and encodes 53 amino acids. NCBI's taxonomy places the organism in Eukaryota, Fungi, Basidiomycota, Agaricomycetes, Agaricales, Hydnangiaceae. The transcript has a single exon.